AUGGUAGUAAUAUUUUUCAAGAACAAUCUCAUCCGUCCCUACAGCGUACCCAACAGAAUCAUUACUGAUAAUGGUUCCAAUAUGAACAACAAGAUGAUGAAACAGUUGUAUGGGGAGUUCAAGAUUGAGCAUCACAAUUCCUCUCCCUACCGUCCAAAGAUGAAUGGGGCGGUAGAAGCAGCUAAAAAGAAUAUUAAGAAAAAUUUUCAGAAGAUGGUUGUGACUUACAAGGACUGGCAUGAAAUGCUCCCUCUUGCUCUACAUGGAUACCGCACCACAGUUCUCACUUCAACUGGGGAAACGCCUUUCUCCUUGGUAAAUGGCAUGGAAGUCAUACUCCUGAUAGAGGUUGAGAUUCCCUCCUUAAGGGUCCUGAUGGAAGCCAAGUUAUCAGAAGUUGAAUGGUGUCAAGCUAGAUAUUAUCAGUUCAAUCUUAUUGAAGAAAAAAGAAUGACUGCAUUGUGCCACGGUCAGCUUUACCAAGAAAGAAUGAAGAGAGCCUUUGACAAAAAAAGUCAGACCUCGAAGAUUCAAGGAAGGAGAUCUCGUGCUCAAGAAGAUAUUACCUCUUCAACUAGAUCCCAGGCGCAAAUGGACUCCCAAUUAUGA
Messenger RNA from Vicia villosa (hairy vetch), 609 nucleotides. RefSeq lists its product as uncharacterized. The record is from RefSeq and is a predicted model, not a curated record. Gene Ontology annotation, biological process: DNA integration. The transcript has a single exon. The coding region runs from base 1 to 609 and encodes 202 amino acids. Gene Ontology annotation, molecular function: nucleic acid binding. Lineage: Eukaryota; Viridiplantae; Streptophyta; Magnoliopsida; Fabales; Fabaceae.